AUGGCAAACUCAAAAGACAUAAACAUGUCCACCCCAAUCCGCCGCAUCAUCACCGCGCACGACCCUAAAGGCAAAGCCUACUUCGCCUCAGAUGAACUUCUCCAGCCCUACGACCCAACCAGCGCUCCACGCUUCGAAGUCCCAGGCCCCAACUCCGGCUUCGGAGUGAUCCAAAUCCACCGCUCCCGGAGCUUCCCCGUCGACAACAUGCGCCAGACCAAAGAUCCCCACCGGACUCUUGUCCCGCUGGCUGAUACGAAGGGUCCCUCGUGCAGGAUCCUUGAUCUGCCUCCUGCGGAAGCGGGCUGGAUGCAUCGGACGCUGUCGUUGGAUUAUGCGGUUGUGUUGUCUGGGACGGUUGGGUUCCGGACGGAUGGCGGGGAGGAGAAGGUGCUCAAGGAGCAUGAUGUGAUUGUUGUGCGGGGGGUGAAUCAUGAGUGGAUUAAUCGGGGGGAUACGCUGGCGAGGUUAUUUGUUGUUGUGGUGCCCAGUAAGGAGAUUGAGACUGAGGAUGGGGUGAGGUUGGAGAAGACGCCGGCUGGGGAGAUUUAUGAUCCCCCGGAGGAGGAGGAUUGA
Aspergillus lentulus is the source of this 576-nucleotide messenger RNA. Its product is annotated as cupin domain-containing protein. NCBI's taxonomy places the organism in Eukaryota, Fungi, Ascomycota, Eurotiomycetes, Eurotiales, Aspergillaceae. The record is from RefSeq and is a predicted model, not a curated record.